Oryzias melastigma (Indian medaka) is the source of this 2847-nucleotide messenger RNA. RefSeq names its product SUV3-like helicase (gene supv3l1). The transcript is spliced from 16 exons. Gene Ontology annotation, biological process: RNA catabolic process; mitochondrial RNA 3'-end processing. Bases 140 to 2470 code for a protein of 776 amino acids. The record is from RefSeq and is a predicted model, not a curated record. Gene Ontology annotation, cellular component: mitochondrial degradosome. Gene Ontology annotation, molecular function: ATP binding; RNA helicase activity; hydrolase activity, acting on acid anhydrides. NCBI's taxonomy places the organism in Eukaryota, Metazoa, Chordata, Actinopteri, Beloniformes, Adrianichthyidae.
GCGGUCCUUUCCCACGUUGUUUAAUCAGGAAGAGAUGUGUGUUGACCGUCCUCUGCUGGGGCUUGUGGUGUGUUCUACAUUUAAAUAUGCCAAACGGUGCUGUGAAAAUAAAACACGCGUAAUUUAAAACAUUGUCGAAAUGUCGGUAAACCGCUGUGUGCACGUUUUGUCCCGUCUUCAACGCCACAUUAAUGCCCAGACGGCCCGCAUCACAGCAGGCAGUUGUCGUGUGGGACUCCGACAACAUCAAGCUGCUUCUAUGGUUUGCAGCAGAGAAGUUUCUUCCAACAGCUCAACUCCCAAACCUCCGGACACGUCGCUGUUUGUACCCCUCUCUUUGAGCACCGAGGCCCCUCUUGAGGGGAGUGUGGGGGCAGAGCUGACCCAGACGCUCGAUAAAAGUGAAUUGCUGAAAAUUUUGAACCGUUUCUACAAAAGAAAAGAGAUGCAGAAACUGGCAGCAGAUCAGGGUUUGGACGCUCGCCUGUUCCACCAAGCCUUCAUCAGCUUCAGAAAAUAUGUCCUUGAAAUGCCGUCCCUUUCUGCCGAUCUCCACAUCAUCCUCAGUGACAUCUGCUGUGGAGCAGGUCAUAUUGAUGACAUAUACCCCUAUUUCAUGCGUCACGCCAAACAGAUCUUUCCAAUGCUGGACUGUAUGGAUGACCUCAGAAAGAUCUCAGACCUCAGAGUACCUGCUAACUGGUACCCCGAGGCUCGAGCCAUCCAGAGGAAGGUGAUCUUUCACGCUGGCCCCACUAACAGUGGGAAGACCUAUCACGCCAUCCAGCGCUACCUGGCUGCUAAAUCUGGAGUGUACUGUGGGCCGCUGAAGCUGCUGGCCCAUGAGAUCUUUGAGAAGAGCAACAAUGCUGGUGUUCCUUGUGACCUGGUUACUGGAGAAGAGAGAACCUUUGUAGAUGUGGAGGGUCGAGCUGCUGAACAUGUUGCGUGCACCAUUGAGAUGUGCAGUGUCAACACACCUUAUGAAGUGGCUGUAAUUGAUGAAAUUCAAAUGAUCAGAGAUCCUUCCAGAGGAUGGGCGUGGACCAGAGCACUGCUGGGUCUGUGUGCAGAUGAGAUCCACGUGUGUGGAGAACCUGCAGCUGUGGACUUCAUCAGAGAGCUGAUGUACACCACAGGAGAGGAGGUGGAGGUCCACACCUACCAGCGCUUAACUCCAUUCUCAAUCUUGAAUCAUGCUGUGGAAUCAUUAGAUAACCUGAGACCAGGAGAUUGCAUCGUGUGCUUCAGUAAAAAUGACAUCUACUCUAUAAGCAGACAGAUUGAAGCCAAAGGACUGGAAUGUGCCGUCAUUUACGGGAGUUUACCUCCAGGCACCAAGUUGUCGCAGGCCAAGAAGUUCAAUGACCCCGAUGACCCCUGUAAAAUCCUGGUUGCUACAGAUGCUAUUGGCAUGGGCCUCAACCUGAGCAUAAAGCGGAUCAUUUUCAACACCCUGGUAAAGCCUAAUGUGAAUGAAAAAGGGGAGAAACAGAUGGAGACCAUCAGCACAUCACAAGCUCUUCAGAUCGCAGGCCGAGCAGGACGGUUUUCCUCCAAGUUUAAAGAGGGGGAGGUUACAACCAUGCACAGAGAUGACCUGCCUGUCCUGAAGGAAAUCCUUAGCCAUUCUGUAGAUCCUAUUGAGACUGCAGGUCUGCAUCCAACAGCAGAACAGAUAGAGAUGUUUGCCUAUCAUCUGCCAGACGCCACACUUUCUAACCUCAUUGACAUAUUUGUCAGCCUCUCUCAAGUGGACGGUCUGUAUUUUGUCUGCAACAUUGAUGACUUUAAGUUCCUGGCUGACAUGAUUCAGCACAUCCCACUGAACCUGAGGUCACGCUACGUCUUCUGCACCGCUCCCAUCAACAAAAAGCAGUCCUUUGUGUGCACCUCUUUCCUGAAGUUUGCAAGGCAGUUCAGUCGAGAUGAACCCCUGACCUUCAACUGGGUCUGCCGCCACAUCAGCUGGCCUCUAGGCGCACCCAAGAACAUCAAGGACCUGGUUCACCUGGAGGCCGUUCAUGAUGUGUUAGAUCUGUACCUUUGGCUGAGCUAUCGCUUCAUGGACAUGUUUCCUGACACCGCCUCCAUCCGAGAAAUCCAGCGGGAACUAGAUGACAUCAUCCAACAGGGCGUCCGAAAUAUCACCCGCCUCAUCCGAGCCACAGACCCAAACCUAACCGACCCACUGCAGACUGAGAGCGCGCACGGCCAGGCUGGAAGUGAAGCCAGCAGUGGCUCGUUUUUGACGAGAGGCAGAGGCCAGAGAGGUUCGGGGGGCAUGAGCCAAAGCUCGCUGGCUAGUCGCCUGGUGAGAGACGGGCUGCUGACCCCCGAUCUGCUCAAGCAGCUGCAGAGGGAGUGGUCAAAGGAGCACAGGAGGCAGGAAGACAACCAUCCGGGCACGCUCAGUGCAGACCAACACGAAAACAGCAGCAAAGGAAAGAGGAAAAAGAAGAAGAAAUGAAGUUAGUCGAUGCAAUCGAUUUGUUCUGAUCUGAACAGCAAAACCACACUGUGGACCCGACAGCACCACUCAGUUCUGGUCUCAAUUGUAGGACAGCAGGCUGGGAUGUUUGACAUUUUGCAUUAUUUAACACCUGAAAUAUCUAAAAUACACUUUGACUAGACAGCAUAUGCAGGACCAGAGGAUUUUUUAUGUCAUGUUGGCGUGUCAUUCUCUUCUAGAAGUUCUUCAGAUGUUCUGGGGUGAUCUGUAAUAUUCUGCUCAACCUGUUUUGGAUUCUAAGAUGGAUCAACACUGUUGUUCUACUGUGGCAGAUGUCCAGUUCUUACACAGUAACACGUAUUCUCCUGCUAAGACAUAAACACAUAAAUGCUUGA